Cuscuta europaea is the source of this 1469-nucleotide messenger RNA. Lineage: Eukaryota; Viridiplantae; Streptophyta; Magnoliopsida; Solanales; Convolvulaceae. The record is from the annotation of a GenBank genome assembly.
UUUCCCUCAUAUCACUUUUUCGAAUCCCAGACCCGGCCGUACCUUCAGGAAGAGAAAACGAAAAGCAACUAUGAAGCGGGAGAAGACGGAGAGUGGCAUCCCAUACCUUCCAGAAGAAAUCAUCACAAACAUUCUUAAGCGGCUUCCAGUGAAAUCUCUGAUCCGAUUCCGAAGUGUAUGCGAUCUUUGGAAGAACAUCAUCAGCGCCCCUUCCUUCAUCACCGACCACCUCAACUAUUCCAACCAUCAAAUCCCUUCUCUUAUUUCGACCUACGAUGGUGCUUUGAUUAAAUACUCGCUCGACCUGAACAAGGGACUCCGCGAGGUUCAGGUCGGACCUCCGAUCGAUUCCAUCAGACCCCACAGGAUUCUCGGCUCCUGCAACGGCUUGGUCUGUCUUCAAACCGGCGGUCGGCUCGAUCCUCUUUCAAUGUGGAAUCCUGCGCUUCGAGAGGUUAUGCGGGUUCCUAGAAGUAGAACACUUAGAGUUCAUUAUUUGGGAUUCGGAUUCAAUCCAUUUGUUAAUGAUUACAAGAUUAUUGUGAUGACCUAUGCGUCUUGGCGUGAUAUGGUUAAUAAUGUGGUUAGUGGAGUUGAAGUUUAUUCAUUAGCUACAAAUUCUUGGAAGGACAUAGAAUUCAGCUGUUUAGAUGGUAUACGCGGUUUCUCUCAAAGCCUCAACGUUAAUGGAUCGAUCUUUUGGCUAGCAAGGAAGACAGGUUUAGAUCAAUCUCUUGUCAUAGUUUCUUUUGAUUUAGCAUUGGAAGACUUUAUAUUGAUACCGACACCUGCUUUAUCCGGGGAGGGAGAAGCUAAACUGACUGUGUAUGAGAACCGGCCUGCCCUAUUUUAUUCCUCUUUUUCUACAAAUUCAAGCAAUUCUGCUCUUGAUUUGUGGGUGAUUGAGGAAGGCAUUGGCACCUUUUGGAGUAAGAAGUGUACUUUUGGCCCUUAUCCAUUCUCUAUACAUCCAUGGACAAUUUGGUUCUCUAUACACCCAUGGACGAUUUGUAGGAAUCACAUUGUCUGCAGUGGGGUGUCAUACUUUAGUACGGUUCAACUUGAGGAGGGGGACGAUUAUUCGGACGUUAAAGUUGAUACUUUUUUGAUCAAUCUUGCUUCGAAUGAAUAUAAGGUCCUUUACGAGAGCACAUAUGGCUAUAGUGGUCAUUCUUUUGAAUAUGUUGAGAGCCUUUUGUCCCUGAGAAAUAUUCAGCUUGGGAAUCCUUGAUUCUAAUGUGUUAUAUGGACUAGAAGGCAUUUGAGAUGUUAUAUUUUUGUGUUCUGUUUGUUCAUUGUUCAUAAGUUUAUUCACUAAACAAAUGCGUAUGAACAGAGCAUUCUCAAGUGUUUGAGGUUUGUUCUUUAUUGUUAUCAACCAUCUGGUUUUACUUUUUUUUUUUGAAUAAAAUGUAAAUAUAUAUAUUCAAAGUAGUUCUGUACUUCAUAUACAUGAUACAAAAAUUUAG